AUGUCGCACUCUCACUCGCACACACACUCUCACGACAACAUUGCCGACCAUGGCCACUCGCACGAGAUCCUCGAUGGCCCGGGCUCGUACAUCAACCGUGAAAUGCCCCUGAUUGAGGGGCGUGACUGGAAGGAUCGCGCUUUCACCAUUGGCAUCGGAGGACCCGUCGGCUCAGGGAAGACAGCCCUCAUGCUCGCCCUCUCCCGCGCCCUCCGAGACGAAUACAACAUUGCCGCCGUGACCAACGACAUCUUUACCCGCGAAGACGCCGAAUUCCUCACCCGCAAUAAAGCCCUCCCCGCCGACCGCAUCCGCGCAAUCGAAACAGGCGGCUGCCCGCACGCGGCCGUCCGCGAGGACAUCAGCGCAAACCUGCUCGCCCUGCAACAACUCCAAAAGCAAUUCCAGACCGACCUCCUCCUCAUCGAGUCCGGAGGCGACAACCUCGCCGCCAACUACUCACGCGAGCUCGCGGACUACAUCAUCUAUGUUAUUGAUGUGGCUGGGGGUGACAAGGUGCCGCGCAAGGGCGGACCGGGCAUUACGGGGUCGGACCUGCUCGUUGUGAACAAGAUUGAUCUUGCCGAGGCUGUCGGGGCGGAUCUGGCUGUUAUGGAGCGCGAUGCCGCGAAGAUGCGUGAGGGCGGGCCGACGGUGUUUGCCGUCGUCAAGCAUGGCAAGGGGAUGGAUCAUAUUGUCAAUCUGAUCUUGAGCGCUUGGAAGGCGAGCGGUGCUUAUGAGCUUAGUCUGCAGCGGUGGAAGGAGGGGGCACCGAGAGGGUCAGGAAGCGUCGAAGCUUAG
Aspergillus calidoustus is the source of this 801-nucleotide messenger RNA. The record is from the annotation of a GenBank genome assembly. Lineage: Eukaryota; Fungi; Ascomycota; Eurotiomycetes; Eurotiales; Aspergillaceae.